This is a messenger RNA of Chrysoperla carnea, 7047 nucleotides long. RefSeq names its product trithorax group protein osa (gene osa). The record is from RefSeq and is a predicted model, not a curated record. Gene Ontology annotation, cellular component: brahma complex; nucleoplasm; SWI/SNF complex. Lineage: Eukaryota; Metazoa; Arthropoda; Insecta; Neuroptera; Chrysopidae. The transcript is spliced from 18 exons. Gene Ontology annotation, biological process: regulation of transcription by RNA polymerase II; positive regulation of DNA-templated transcription; chromatin remodeling. Bases 101 to 6631 code for a protein of 2176 amino acids. Gene Ontology annotation, molecular function: DNA binding; nucleosome binding.
UCCAAAUGACUUGGUUAGUAGUGAGCAAUUUAAAGACAACGAAUAAAUUUAAACAAUUUUAUAAAGAAUUCAAUGUACAGAAAAAACAAGCAGUGCCACAAUGGCCACAGCUGUAUCUGAACAAAAUAAUGUUCAACAAACGUCCGGUGAUGCAAAAAUCACACCAUCACAAGUAAUGCAUAACGGUACUGAUUUAAAACAAGGUAGUAAUGUGAAAAUUGAAUCAAAUACUGGCUCCACACAGCGUUUAUUUGGUAUGAGUCAUCAUCAAUAUAUACCGACAUCAUCGUCAGAAGUUACUACAACACCAGGUCAAUUACCGAGUGAUCCAGGUAGUGGUGUACAUACAUCUAGUCCAAAACAAUCACCGGGUAAUGAAAAUAGUGGACCUAAUAAACAGAGUUCGUCGCCGUCAUCAAAUACAGAAUUUAUGCAUGGUAAUGAUGAAUCAGGAGGGCCACGACCUAACAAUCCGCCUGGGGGUUAUCCACCAAUGAAUGCAUCUAAAAUGCAGUUACCAUUAAAUGUAAGACCUGGUGGACCUGGACCUGGAAUGGUCAUGUAUACAUCACCUCAAGGGCCAUCACAACAAUAUUUAUCUGGACAUCGAAUAUCUCAACAAAGUGGCCCGACUCCAACAUUAAAUCAUUUGUUACAGACGUCAAAUACAAUGCAGCGUAUGCAAAAUUGUUACGGACCACCUCAAGGUCCACCAACAUCGAAUGUGGGUAGUGGGGGUAAUAGUGGACCAAAUGAUUCAAUGCCAUAUUCACCUCAAAGUUGGCAACAUCCUCAAGGACCCCCUCAACAAUCACAGAAUACGUUGUAUCCACCACAUCAAGGAAAUAUGCCACCAAUACCACCUAGCCCGAAUGCCUCAAUGCCUCCCACAUCAACGCCCCAAAUUUAUGGAAAUCCAUCAUCUCCUUUUGUACAUCGACCGCCUCAAUCGUCAACGCCUAAUACAAAUUUGCCAGAUUCAGUGGAUCUGGCUGGCCAAAAUAGUAAUGACAGCUUUACUGGUGGCGUCAAUAGUGCUGGAGGCACUAACGCUGGAGGGGGUGGAGCCCCAGGUACACCGAAUUCACAGGGGAUGAGGCCAAGUCCCUCGCCCACAGGAUCAACUGGCUCACGAUCUAUGUCGCCGGCCGUCGGUCAACAGAAUAUUCAGAUGCCUCCUCGACCAUCUAGUAGCCAAUCGGAUGGAAGCGGACCCACUCGUAUGAGUCACUCUCCAAUGGCAACUCAAGGGGGAUAUCAAGGGCCACCACAAUCAUCUCAUAUAACAGGCUAUAAAAUGCCUGGUGGGGUCGGCGGGCAAUCAACAGGUUCGAGCGGUCCACCUGGUGGACCUCCAUAUAGUGGAGGUGGUCCUCAACAUACAAGUGGGCCUCCACAAUCUCAUAACCAAUUUCCACCAUCGACUCAAGGAAAUUACGGAGCAGCUCGAGCACCAGGAAAUAUGCAGUACAGUCCAAAUCAAGUUUAUGGUGGGCCAAAUAAUCCUGGUGGACAAGGUCCUAAUCCAAAUGUUAACAAUAUUAAUUCCGCACAAUAUUCAGGUCGCCCAAUGCCAAAUCAUUUUCCUGGUUACCAAUCGCAACCAUGGAAUCCACCUGGAAGUGGUGGAGCACCUCCGUUAUCACCAAACAUGGCCGGUAAAGGUGGUAACAUACCAGUAAGCCAACAAAGUGGUCCACCCGGUCAAGGAGGCCCACCCGCAUCAUCUCCACUACUUCAUGCACCAAAUUCCCAAUCACCCAGACCGCCACCUCAUUAUUUAAAGCAACAUUUAACACACAAGUUCGGCGGUGGUGGUGGAGGAAGUAUUAGUGUGGUAACCAGUCAUAGUCCACCACAAGGAUAUCCUGGAAUGGGUCCACCCAAUGUUGGUAUGCAUCAUCAUGUGGGUGCAACAAUGGGACCACCUUCAAUGGGCGGCCAUAUGGGUCAUAAUAUAAGUAUGGGUCCGCCAAAUAUUGGCCAAUCAAAUAGCCAUGAUGGUGGUCCAAUGCCACCGCCAAGUAGUACUCCAAAUUCUCAUAUGCCAAUAUCGAUUGGUGGUGAUGUAGGACCAUCCGGAUCGGGAUCUGAAACCAGUUCCGUGGAUAAUGGAAUCACUACAACGGCAGCUAGUAAUGUGGGAACACAUGUUACACCGUCUGUUGGUGGGAAUACGGUUACGUCUGUCGUUACAACUGGUCCUGAUGGAACAUCACUUGACGAAGGAUCACAGCAAUCCACCUUGUCCAAUGCUUCAAUUGCGUCUGGAGAAGAUCCACAAUGCAGUACACCAAAAUCUCGUAAGAAUGAUUUAAGCUCCAGUGGCGGCCAUUAUAGUCAUCCAACAACACCACAAAGCACGGUACCGUCACCUGGUGCAGCAAGUAUGAAUUCAAUGCACGCCGACGAAUACGAUAUAAGUAGCCCUAGUUGGCCACGAACUCCUGCCAGUCCGGUAUUUAACAGUCAUGUCCCUCAAGCUGAAACCUACAGAUCCAAGAAAAGUGAUAGUUUAUCAAAAUUAUAUGAAAUGGAUGAUAGUCCUGAUCGACGUGCCUGGCUGGAUAAAUUACUGGCAUUCAUGGAAGAACGACGUACACCAAUAACAACAUGUCCUACCAUCUCCAAGAACCCCCUCGAUCUGUUUCGUUUAUAUUUAUAUGUUAAAGACAGAGGGGGUUUUAUGGAGGUAUGCAAGAUUUCCCCAUCAUCCAACAAUAUCCGUCCUACUGUCCCAUAUUCCAAGGUAACCAAAAAUAAAACUUGGAAAGAUAUUGCUGGUAUGUUGGGUAUUGGGGCAUCGUCAAGUGCGGCAUACACAUUAAGAAAACAUUAUACUAAAAAUUUAUUGGCAUUCGAGUGUAAAUUUGAUAGGGGUGGUAUUGAUCCACAACCGAUUAUUAAUCAAGUUGAGGCCACAUCUAAAAAGAAGGGUGCUAAAUCAGCGUCAAUACCUUCACCAGGUUCAUCUAACUCACAAGAUUCAUUUCCAACACCUGGUUCAAGUGGGGCAUCCAUGGAUGGUUAUGGUGGCUACGGUUAUCCACCAGGUAGUCAACCGGAUUACAAUUCACCACAAAUGCAACAACGUCCAUCGUCACAAACAAACGCACCAAGUCCACAUCCAAAUGCGAAUGUUAUGAAUCAUCAAGGGAAUAAUCAAACUGGCGACAAUAUCAGUGUAUCGAAUCCAUUUGAUGAUGGUGCUUCAGGAGGUCAAGGUCCACCACGGUAUGGUAGUGGUGCUCCACCUGGCUCACAUCAAUUUGGUCCUGGUCCAGGUGCAGGUGGUUCACCACGACCUCAAGGAGGAAUGCCUGGACAAGGGUAUACUGGACAAACUGGUUAUAAUCAGUAUCAAGGUACUGGAACUAGUCCAGAUCCAUAUCAAAAUUAUCCAAAUAAUUCGAAUUAUCCACAAACGACACGAGCAUUAUCCAAUUAUCCACCAUAUAGUCCAGAUACUGAAAGCAGGGGAGGUUAUCCACCGGCCAGUAGUAUAAGUAGUACAAGUAUGGCAUCAAGUAAUAGUAAUCCAGCUGUUACUGGAAGUGUCCCAGCGCCUGAUCCUUAUAAUAGAUAUAAUAUGAAUACAACGGGUCCAGGUGGUACAUUUACGCCACGACAAGGUUAUGGUAUAAAUACAAAUCCGUCAACAAGUCAACCUAGUGCACAAUCUCAAUCGACCGGCUAUACAGGACAACCGGAAUACGCCAGGAAUGAUUAUACUAAUUAUCCUGGUGGUACGCCCGGUCAAACUUCACCAGUUAGCGGUAGUAAUCAAGUAUUUGGUAAUGGUAAAGCCAUGCCUCCACCUACAACUCAACCUCGUAGACAUCCAGAUUUUGCAAAAGAUCAACAACCACAGUAUCCCCCUUACAAUCCACAAAAACCUCAGAUGUAUGGUUGGCCCAAUAAUCAAUAUCGAGGUACGUACAGUGGACAACCUCAAGGUAUUCCUACAGGACAAACUGGUCAAUGGCCACAAGCGAAUGUACCGCCACGGGGUGGUCCACCUCCACCUGGAGGACCAGCUGGUGCUAAUGUACCACCUGCAACAAAUUCUGCAACAUGGGGUCCUGAACAUAGGUAUCCACCUGGCGCACCUGGUGCAGCGGGCGCAACUGGGACAUAUCCAGCACCGCAACCAGGACAACCUCAAUGGAAUCAAAUUCCACCAAAUCCGGUUGGACAAAAUACUGGAAUGCGUCCAACAAUGGUUGCAAGACCACCUUACCGUGCUGAAGGAAAACCACCUUUCAGUAUGCCUCCACCUCAAGUACUUAAUAAGUCAUCCCCAACAAGUGGCGGUAUGACGACAUCAUCGUACACACAACAACCAUUACCAAAACGUGAAAUAACAUUCCCUCCGGACAGUGUUGAAGCUGCCACCGCAAUGUUCUAUCGACGAAAACGUUUAACACGUAUGGAUGUAGCCCCCUUAGAUGCAUGGCGAAUAAUGAUGAGUUUACGCUCUGGUCUACUAUGCGAAACAACAUGGGCACUAGAUGUAUUAAAUAUAUUGUUAUUCGAUGAUACAGCUGUCGCAUAUUUUGGUCUUGCACAUUUACCAGGCCUCUUAGAUACAUUACUCGAACAUUUUCAACGUAGUCUAACCGAUAUGUUCGAACUAGCUGAAUUAACGGACUCGGAUAAACCAUGGUAUGAACUACCGAAAAAGAAAUAUGAGGAAGUGGAUUUAGGUGCUGUUACCACACCGAUUGAUUCCAACGAUCAUGUGGUAUUUUUAGCAAAUACACCAAAUUAUAGUAUGACGACAAGGAAAAACGCACCGGUUAAAAUUGUACCCAAAGAUGAUGAAAUAUUUAUUUUGGAUAAUCAUCGAAGUUGGGAUUCCGAGCCUGAUCCAAACGAACGUUGUGUUAUGGCACAAAUAACAUUUGAACCAUGGCAAUUAACAAGUUCUGGCGUUGAAAUGAAUCCAACCGAUCACAUAUUAACAUGUUUUCAAGCUGAAUUUGGUAAUGUACCUUUUGCACGAUUAUUAAAACCAUCUAAAAAACAAAAAUUGGAAGAAAAUGUUAAAAUUGAGGAGGAUAAAGAUGAUAAUACGACCGUAGAUAUUAAGGAAGAACCUCAAAGCGAUAACGAAGACAAUACCGAUAAACGUAAAAAAGUUAGUGAAGUGAUAGAAAAAGAUAGUGUUGUUACAAAAAGUGAUAAAGAAAGUGAUGAAACACUUAAUAAAAAGCGUACAAAAACAUUAAAUAGUGAUGUAAUCGAAUCAAAUGAUGAUUCAACGCCAAACCUCACGACGACGGCCACCACCACCACGACCACGACGCAGCAGCAGCAGGGAGAGAAAGAGAAGGUUAAGACUGAACAGCAAAUAACAAAAGUACCAGUUGACAUUGAAGAUGAUGGAUUGACUCGAGGUGCCACAAAUGAAUGUAGUAUGGAUCCAUCGGACGUUAAAAUAAAAACACCGAGUUUACCGUGUAAACAGACCAAAUUAAUAACAACACUUGGUUCGAUCAAGUAUAAAGUGAAUAUUCAAGAUGAAGCGGGUGUUUUGAAACGACGUCGUAUGAGCGAUUAUGAAGAUGAACCAUUCUCACGAGACGAACCAUCAUUAUGUUUAAUAACCGAAACACAAGAAUCUCUUGGUCGACGCUGUAUUUGCAUAUCUACAAUAUUACGUAAUCUAACAUUUAUACCUGGCAAUGAGUUAGAAUUUGCUAGAAAUUCAACCUUUCUUGGUUUACUAGGUAAAUUGUUAAUAUUGCAUCAUGAACAUCCGGUUCGUACACAGAAAACACGAAAUUAUGAUCGCGAAGAAGAUGCUGAUUUUGCGGAUUCAUGUAGCAGUUUACAGGGUGAAACUUACUGGUGGUGGGAUUAUCUAAUGCAAGUUCGAGAAAAUGUACUCGUUGCGACUGCAAAUAUAUCUGGACACAUUGAUUUGGAACCGUAUCCAGAGGAAAUAGCACGACCUAUCUUGGAUGGUUUACUGCAUUGGGCGGUAUGUCCAUCAGCACAUGGCCAAGAUCCAUUCUUAAGUGUGGGCCCAUUCUCAAUGCUCUCGCCACAACGUUUAGCAUUGGAAUCGCUAUGUAAAUUAUGUGUAACAGAUGCAAAUGUUGAUCUAGUGAUUGCGACACCCCCGUUUUCUCGCUUAGAACGAUUAUGUAGUGUGCUUACAAAAUUAUUAUGUCGUAGUGAGGAACAAGUAUUACGUGAAUUUGCUGUGAAUUUAUUACAUUAUUUAAGCGCAGCAUCUUCAGCAAUGGCUCGAGUUAUUGCGUUACAAUCGCCAUGUGUCUCGUUGUUAGUGAGUUUUAUUGAACAAGCUGAACAAAGUGCACUUGGUAUUGCAAAUCAACAUGGUAUUGGUGCGCUCCGGGAGAAUCCCGAUGCAAUGGGAACGAGUUUAGAUAUGUUACGCCGUGCUGCGCACACGCUUUUACAUUUAGCACGACAUCCGGAUAAUAGACCGUUAUUUAUACAACAGGAGCAACGUUUACUUAGCUUAGCAAUGAGUCAAAUAUUGGAUCAACAGGUUGCAAAUAUUAUUUCAAGUGUGCUAUAUGAGUGCUCAGCGCCGUUUUCAUCGCGACGUCGAAGUAUGGUGCAUAUACAUCAUGAUACAGCGUCCUCUUGUUCAUAGUUCGAAAAAGUUUUUUUCAAUUCAUCAUCAUCAUAAAUAAACUCCCCCUCUCUGCCCCCAUUCUUUAUACGUUUCCCAUCCCCCCCCCAAUCAUGUUUUAGAUCAUCCAGAAAGUAAAACUUUGUGAUUUAAGUGAAACUCUUGUGGAAAAAAGUAAAUUGUAUAUAUAUUUUGAAUUGUGUGGAAAAAAGACCAUAUUUAAAAAGAAAAACAUUAGUGCGCAUGUUAUGCACAUGCGUACAUGCGUAUUUUCAUCCAAGAAAAAAAUAAAACAACUUGAUGACAUUCAGUAAUAUCGUUAUUAUAUAUAAAAUUAGUUAAAACUGUAGAAAAAAAUCAUGAUGAAAAUUUUUAGGAAAAUGAUUGUACUAAAAUCAUAAUUUUACAAAAUUUAAAUAAAAUAUAUUCUUUUUAAA